AUGGCCUCACUCGCCCUCCCAUCCCUCCUACGCACAUCCACCCGCGCUCUGCGACGGACCACAAUCCCCGCACUCUCCCCAUGUAUCCCCCGCAAGAUCUCCACGAAGCACCCAGCAGGCUUUGUGCCCCCAACAGAAGAUGAAUUACUAGAGCUUAGAGAGCGGGUGCAGGAUUUCACCAGGCGUGAGAUCCCUGCCGAGCUUGCUGCACGCACUGAUGAGCUCAAUGAGUUCCCUGCCGAGAUGUGGCAGAAGAUGGGUGAUGCUGGGUUCCUCGGUGUUACUGCGAAUGAAGAGUACGGUGGUUUAGGUAUGGGCUACCAGGCUCACUGCGUCGUGAUGGAGGAGAUUAGUCGGGCAUCUGGAAGUAUUGGUCUGUCCUAUGCAGCCCACUCCCAGCUCUGUGUGAACCAGAUCUCCCUCAAUGGCUCAACGGAGCAAAAAGCACGUAUUCUCCCAGGAUUGCUAUCCGGUGAAAAAGUCGGGGCUUUAGCUAUGUCAGAACAUUCAGCAGGGUCCGACGUCGUCAGUAUGAAGACUACAGCGAAGGAAGUUGAUGGUGGCUGGAUCUUGAACGGAACUAAAAUGUGGAUCACCAAUGGCCCUGAAGCCGACUAUAUUGUCGUCUACGCUAAGACAGAGCCCGAGCUAGGCUCCAAGGGAAUCACUGCCUUCCUGGUGGAAAAGUCCUUCAAGGGCUUCUCUUGCGCACGCAAGCUAGAUAAGCUGGGAAUGCGCGGCUCGAACACCGGCGAGCUAAUCUUCGAAGAUGUCUUCGUCCCUAGUGAAAAUCUCCUAGGAGAAAUCAACCGUGGAGUCAAGGUUCUCAUGGAAGGCCUGGACCUUGAACGACUCGUCCUGAGUGCAGGACCACUAGGAAUUAUGCAAGCAGCACUCGACCUCGUCCUGCCAUAUACCCACGUCCGCAAACAAUUCGGCAUGCCAAUUGCUCACAACCAAUUGAUUCAGGGUAAGCUCGCAGACAUGUAUACCAAGCUUGCCGCCUCACGGGCAUACACAUACGCCACAGCCCGGGAAGUCGACAAUGCAGCCGUGGCGCCUGGCGAAAUGAACAUCCGCACGCAAGACUGCGCCGGUGCAAUCCUGUACGCUGCCGAGCGCGCCACUGAAUGCACGCUCGAUGCUAUUCAGUUGAUGGGCGGCAGCGGAUAUAUCAACGAGAUCCCUGCUGGACGUCUUCUCCGCGAUGCAAAGUUGUAUGAGAUUGGCGCUGGUACUAGCGAGAUUCGCAGGAUGGUCAUUGGUCGUGCAUUUAACAAGGAAUAUGCUUAG
Molecule: messenger RNA, 1293 nt
Organism: Penicillium nucicola
Lineage: Eukaryota; Fungi; Ascomycota; Eurotiomycetes; Eurotiales; Aspergillaceae
Exons: 6
Coding region: 1-1293 (430 amino acids)
Biological process (GO): L-leucine catabolic process
Molecular function (GO): 3-methylbutanoyl-CoA dehydrogenase activity; flavin adenine dinucleotide binding
Source: RefSeq, a predicted model, not a curated record